This is a messenger RNA of Puma concolor (puma), 1539 nucleotides long. Lineage: Eukaryota; Metazoa; Chordata; Mammalia; Carnivora; Felidae. The record is from RefSeq and is a predicted model, not a curated record.
AUGACGGCUAACCAAAGCAGAAAAGGAAGUUGUCGAUGGGAUAUUGCGGAGCCCACGGAAUGGAUGGCAAAGCUGCACAAGCAGAUCCGGACAAGCGGGCAGACCUCGAGGGAGAUUAAGCAGCCACGCUGUGGCCCGAAUUGCAGCAAAAGGAAAGUCUGGUUGGAUUCCGAGGCAGGGAGACCGCCACAGCACGGCCGGCAGAGCACAUUUGAUUCCCUGGGGGCCGCUCACUACCCGACCAGCAAUCAGGACCGCAGGCUCUUCGUCGGAGCCCUCAGCCAGAGCAUCCGAUUGGCUGGGCUCUGGCAAAACACAAUCAGAGCUCGACGAUGCUUCAUGCAAGUCAACAGCCACAACAAGAAACGUCAAGGCAGGUUCUCGACUUACGGGAGCAAAAAACGAAAUGGGCUUUGCUUCCAAAAAUUUUGCUUCUCUCCCAGGGAGGGAGAAGACUGGCAGAGAGUUCGGAGUGCCUUCCAGAAGAAACUGAUGAAACCAGUGGAAAUUAUGAAGCUGGACAACAAAAUCAAUGAGGUCUUGGCUGAUUUUAUGGGUAGAAUAGAUGAGCUCUGUGAUGAGAGAGGCCGCAUUGAAGGCUUAUACAGCGAACUGAACAAAUGGUCAUUUGAAAGCAUCUGCCUUGUGCUCUAUGAGAAGAGAUUUGGACUCCUUCAGAAGAAUGCAGGAGAUGAAGCUUUGAACUUCAUCACGGCCAUCAAAACAAUGAUGAGCAUGUUUGGGAAGAUGAUGGUGACCCCGGUUGAGCUGCACAAGAGCCUCAAUACCAAGGUCUGGCAGGCCCACACGCGGGCCUGGGACACCAUCUUCCGAUCAGUCAAAUCUUGCAUCGACAGCCGGUUGGAGCACUAUUCUGAGCAGCCCGGCAAGGAUUUCCUUUGUGAUAUUUAUCUCCACAAUCAGCUUUCCAGGAAAGAACUGUAUGCGGCUGUCACAGAGCUCCAACUGGCUGCAGUAGAAACGACGGCAAACAGCUUAAUGUGGAUUCUCUACAAUUUAUCCCGUAAUCCCCGGGUGCAACAAAAGCUUCUUAAAGAAAUUCAGAGUGUAUUGCCUGAGAAUCAGAUGCCACGGGCAGAGGAUUUGAGGAAUAUGCCAUAUUUAAAAGCCUGCCUGAAAGAAUCCAUGAGGCUGACCCCAAGUGUACCAUUUACAACCCGGACUCUUGACAAAGCUACGGUUCUGGGUGAAUAUGCUUUACCCAAAGGAACAGUGUUGAUGCUCAAUACCCAGGUGUUGGGAUCCAAUGAAGAAAAUUUUAAAGAUUCCAGUCAGUUUAGGCCCGAACGGUGGCUUCAGGAGAAGAAAAAGAUUAAUCCUUUUGCGCAUCUUCCGUUUGGUGUUGGGAAGAGAAUGUGCAUCGGUCGCCGACUGGCUGAGCUCCAGCUCCACUUGGCUCUGUGCUGGAUCGUCCGCAAAUACGACAUCGUGGCCACGGACGACAAGCCCGUAGAGAUGCUGCACCUGGGUAUUCUGGUACCCAGCCGGGAGCUCCCCAUAGCUUUCCGCCAGCGGUAA